AUGAGAAAAAGAAGCCAGCGUGGGAGAAGAGCUACGGCGGCUAUAGCCGUCCAGGGCAGUCAGAACCUGAGUGCUGAGGAGAUUCAGGAUGAUCGGGAAGCGCUUGCUCGACCUGAUGAUCAAGCUGAGGCCACCGAGGAUGCAACUGAGGAGCGAAGCUCCACUGGUCCAGGUCCUUCAGGAGACUCCUGGAGUUAUCCGGACUGGUGGUCAAAUGACUGGUGGAGUACCUCUUGGACACCUUCCGAGAAUGCCGACUGGAAUGUGGAAGGCGACUUCACUAUGACCCGAGUGGCACAGGAGCUACACAGCCAGUGGACUGAUGAGGACCUGCGUCGUCGAGAUGCAGCUAAUCGUCACUCCAGCUGGUGGGUGGAUGAGAAUGAAGAGGCCGAGUCUGAGGACUAUGACACUGCCUGGGUUGCCCAGGCUCACCGCAACUUCAAUGACGAGGGCUUCGCACUCCUGGGUGAAGCUGAAGAUGUGGCUCAAGAAGCCCUAGCCAUGAUGGAGCGCGGGCGUCGCACCUUGAAAGAGGCCAGACAGAAACAACAUCAGGUGAGGAUGUCCCGGAAGUACUACCGCACCAACUUCAAGCCCUCUGGAAGCACUUCGGCUGUAGCUUCUGGCACAGAUCAAAAGUGCUUCCGAUGUGGUGGUCCUCACAAGACUUCAUCAUGUCCAAAGGCAAUGGCAACAACGACAGCCUCUUCAGCCGAAGAGCAGGCUGCACCUUUCAUCUGUUUUGCACAAGACCAGAUCACCAAGGACCAUGAGAUUGUGGAGCCCUAUGUCCCGGACGACCACGAGGUGAACUACCUGGAUGCUGGGUUCUCCGAUGCUUGCCCAGAGGCCUUCUUUGAUGUUGCCGACACCAACAGCAUAGGGCCUAUCUCCACUCAGAUGGCCGUCGAACAAGGCAAGGCUGUCGUUGAUGGAGGGGCUACAAAGACCCUUGGCAGCGUGGUGGCCCUCGAGAAGAUCAUUGCCCUCAACAAGUACAAGCAUGGGACUUCUCGUUUGGCCGACCUUGACUUGGAGAACAAGCCUACGUUUGGUUUUGGAAAUUCAUCAAAGAACCAGUGCGUGUCCACAGCCUCACUCGAGGUUCAAGCUGAUGGCAAACCUGGACAAGUACAAGUACAUGCGUUGGAUGCGGGAGCAGGACCUGUGCUGUUCUCCAUUGAGUCCUUACGGGCCUUGGGAGCAAUCAUCGACUUCUCUGAGGACAUGGUCGUCUUCCGCAAGAUCAACCCGUCCAAGAUCAUCAAGAUGGAACGUUCGGCCACUGGCCAUCAGCUGCUGCCCAUGACUCAGGAUUGGUACAGUGAUGCUCGGAGCACUGCACAGCCAGUGCCAAAGGAAUUGGUGGAAGAGCUCCUGAUGACCUUUGGCGAAACAGCUCCAAAACAGUGGAGCAUCAUGGAGAUCGAGAGUCGCCUUUUGGAACUCAAGGAAGCCAACGGGAUGGUCACUCAGAAAGGGAAGGUACGGCCACCGAUGCGCCAUGCCAUGAUCGAACUGAACAAGGCCAGCAAGAAGAAGUCCGACCUUGUGGACUACGUGAACAACAAGCUCAUGGUGAAGACCCGCGGCACCGAGACCAUUCAGGAGCUGCAGCGCUUGGGCACCAAGAAGAUCUACCAGACCACAGCCGCCUCUCCGGAGGACCCUGUGGGGUUCGGGGAACACUGCAGUCUGCAGUACCACGAGCUUCUAGCCCAACACCCACAGUAUGCCAGCUGGGUCGUGAAGACCGCCACCGAGGGGGAAUGCGACUACCGCCUGGCCCGUCUGGCCAAUUGGCUCCAGAGCCCAGAGGCACAGCAUCCGAUGCCGACCUACAAGCAGACCUCCAGCGGCUACAAGAACACAUCGACGCCGGCCAGCGGCUCGAAUGGCAAGACCGAGAACAUGAUGAUGCAGAUGAUGCAGAUGAUGCACGCCCUCAAGGAGGACGUGGACAAUCUGAAAGCCGAGAGGCCUCACAAGAAGGUCGAAGCAUCCAGUGUCUCCGAGAUGACAGAGUCAUCCACAGGCUCUUUUGUGCCGAUCCCACAAUUGAUUUCGAAUGCCUUUGAGGCCCUGCUAUCACACCAGCGCAUAGAGCUGCUGGAAGUGGCAUGUUCGGCCGACAGCGUGCUGUCUCGCACCAUGCAACAAAAAAAAGGUGACGAGGGUGCGGUGGGCAUUUGUGAACAGGCUAUUCAGGGUACCAAGACUCUCAUGAACAAAAUAGCUGAAGAUGACCCAGAAGUCACCGCAGCAGAAGCUUUGGCUGAAGCCACUAGGACCUUUAAUAGCCGAGAACUGAUCCGAGGCUAUUCGCCCAUCCAACAUGCCCUUGGCCGUGCGCCUGAUGCCACCGGGCGACUUUUCCCUUGCGGCCCCAGUGAAUGUCCAGAGCUGCUGGUAGAGAACGCCUCUGGCGAGAUGGAUCGCCAGCUCCAGCGAAUGCAAAGUGCGGAAAAGGCCUUCCUUGAAUGGACGGCAAGCCAGAGACUCCAAAAAGCCAAGAACUCAAAACCCAGAGAUGUCACCAACUAUGAGCCAGGAGACCUAGUGUAUGUGUGGAGAAAGCAAGUGAGCGGCCAAGCAGCCAUUAAAGGUGGCUCGUUUGUGGGGCCAGCCCGCAUCCUGGCGGUGGAGCAACAUCGCUCUCCCGACGGGACCCACAAGCAGGGCAGCUCAAUUUGGUGCGUCAGAGGGAGAAGACUUCUCAAGUGCUCCCCAGAGCAACUACGUCGAGCCUCCGAGCGGGAGGUCCUCUUAGAAGAACUACAUGCCAAACAAUACGAUGACUGGGACUUUGAUAGAGUAGCUCAACAACUUGGAGGGAACGAGUUUCUGGAUGUGUCCACCGAAGCCAACAGGGCGAUCCAGGAGUCCAACUUCCAGGCCUACGCCUUCUACAUCUUCAGGAGCACCCGUGUCACACAGGAAGUGUUUGCAGUCACCGAGUGCACCUUCUGGAUGGAUGAGACCGCGGCCGUGGCCGUGGAGGUUCCCAUGCCAGACACACGUGCUGGAUCUGAACGAGCUCUUCGAGAUCUCCCUUCUUACUUUGCCAGUAGCUUGAAGAAACGGUCAGCAGUUGAAGUCUGUGAGCGUCACCUAUCUGAGGAAGAGCGACAACAGUUCCGAUCUGCAAAGGCCGUGGAAGUGAGUAACUUCAUAGCUGCCAAGGCUUUUGAAGCCCUUCCAGAGAAACUUCGCCCAGCACGCGAACAAGCAGUGAAGAUGCGUUGGAUUCUGACAUGGAAGCAGAAGGAGGAUGGCAGCCGAAAGGCGAAAGCCAGAGCCGUUCUUUUAGGAUACCAAGAUCCCUGCUAUGAACAGAGAGCAACGACUUCUCCAACCACGACUCGCUAG
Cladocopium goreaui is the source of this 3372-nucleotide messenger RNA. The record is from the annotation of a GenBank genome assembly. Lineage: Eukaryota; Dinophyceae; Suessiales; Symbiodiniaceae.